This is a messenger RNA of Phodopus roborovskii (desert hamster), 1571 nucleotides long. It is a transcript of the gene Tmem163, whose product is annotated as transmembrane protein 163. Gene Ontology annotation, molecular function: zinc ion binding. The record is from RefSeq and is a predicted model, not a curated record. Lineage: Eukaryota; Metazoa; Chordata; Mammalia; Rodentia; Cricetidae. The transcript is spliced from 8 exons. Gene Ontology annotation, cellular component: synaptic vesicle membrane. Bases 14 to 874 code for a protein of 286 amino acids.
CAGCCCCGGCGCCAUGGAGCCAGCCCCGGGCAGCGAGCGCCGUAGUCCCCCUGGCCCCGGAGUCCCGCGGCCACCACCGCGGGGCCACGCGCCCUCGGCCGCCGCCCCCAGCCCGGCCCCGGUGAGCUCGUCAGUGCAGUCGGACGAGGAGAGGCAGCCUCGGAUCAGUGAGAGCGGCCAGUUCAGCGACGGGCUGGAGGAUCGAGGUUUACUAGAAAGCAGCACCCGGCUGAAACCUCACGAAGCCCAGAACUACAGGAAGAAGGCAUUGUGGGUAUCCUGGUUCUCCAUUAUUGUCACCCUGGCCCUGGCAGUGGCUGCCUUCACUGUCUCCGUCAUGAGGUACAGCGCCUCUGCCUUUGGGUUUGCAUUUGACGCCAUCCUGGAUGUGCUGUCCUCGGCCAUUGUCCUCUGGCGUUACAGCAACGCGGCUGCCGUUCACUCUGCUCACAGGGAAUAUAUAGCCUGCGUCAUCUUGGGGGUGAUCUUUCUUCUGUCAUCCAUAUGCAUAGUGGUCAAAGCCAUCCAUGACCUUUCAACAAGGCUGCUCCCUGAAGUGGAUGACUUCCUGUUCAGUGUGUCCAUUUUAAGCGGGAUCCUUUGCAGCGUCCUGGCUGUGUUGAAGUUUAUGCUGGGGAAGGUCCUGACAAGCAGAGCUCUCAUCACAGACGGGUUCAACUCCCUUGUUGGGGGAGUGAUGGGGUUCUCCAUCCUCCUCAGUGCGGAAGUGUUCAAGCACAACGCCAGAGUCUGGUACCUGGACGGCAGCAUCGGUGUCCUGAUCGGCCUCACCAUCUUUGCCUAUGGGGUCAAGCUCCUCGUCGACAUGGUGCCCAGAGUGAGACAGACGCGUCACUAUGAGAUGUUUGAGUGAAGGUGGCUGGAGGGGCUGCAGGGACUGCCCCAGCGAAGAGCGUCACCAUGGCGACAAGAGGUUUCCGCGAAGGCAGAUGGUGCCAAUAUUUAACUGCACAUCCAGUUUCAUUUGGGGGGAAGUUUUCGUUCAUAGAGUCUGUCAUCCUGGGAUGAGGUCUGCCUGGAGGCUGGACCUGCAUCCUACAUCCUCACCCUGUUGCCCAUUUUCAAACACAUUAGGACAGUGUUGCCCAUGGGAGGGGCCGCCACGCUUCCCAACCUUGAGCCGGAAGUGACAUUUUCUAUUUCUGGACUCAAACGGUCCCUGAAAGCAGGCUAGGGUCUCUGCUUGACAGGAAGCCACCCGUGGCACUCACAUUCAGCCCAAACCAGAUAGUAACUGACCAAGUCACCUCCUCCCGACACAAGUGGCCAAAGCCACUUCCAGAGUCACACCCCUCUCUCCUAGCAGUGAAUUCCUUCCUAACGCCUACCAACCUGUUUCAUACACUUUUACUAAUCGCAACACUAAACAGAUCUGUUCAGAAGGAGACCAUUCUAUUUUCUAAAGUGUCUAGUGACUUUAAGAGCUUUGCAUGGACAGGCUAUGUAAGCACACAGCCCUUUCUCCCACAUCCAUGAGAACCCAGGAACCAUUUUUGAGAGAUGUGAAACUCUAUACAUUUAUUUGUAAUAAAUAAAUUAUAAUCAUUACC